This is a messenger RNA of Colletotrichum truncatum, 492 nucleotides long. RefSeq lists its product as uncharacterized. NCBI's taxonomy places the organism in Eukaryota, Fungi, Ascomycota, Sordariomycetes, Glomerellales, Glomerellaceae. The record is from RefSeq and is a predicted model, not a curated record.
AUGGCGGACACUAAGCCUCCACCGAAAGCUGGCGAUGCCGGCGUGCUUAUGGGUCUUCUGUCCACUUCUUUCGUGGCAUGGCUACUCAUUGGAGCCUUGGCUCAUUGCGACGAUUCUUUCAUGCCAGUUGAGACGGCUUGGAUUCUCACUGCAUCGCUAUCCUUCAUACUUGCAGUUUGCCUCAUCUUGUCGACUGCCGAGUGUCCAACUUCGACGCACUCGCAAGGUGCUGCGUAUUACACUGCUGCGAUCAUGGGGUUUGGCGUAAGCACAAUCUACGCACUCACCUCAAAUGGUUGGUAUCAUAAUCAACGACGUGUCUUCUGGUCUCUGAGUGGGCUUUUCGGUGGAAUAUUUCUAGAGGCAUCAACUGGCUUCUUCUCUAGCUGUGCUCGUCGGUUGCAAGCCUCCAUGAUUAAUUCAGAAUCAGUCACUGGGCUAUCAGGAGCUGCCAAAAACACUGAAGCAGAAAAGUGUGUCGAGGCAACUUGA